AUGGCUGGAAAGGACGUCGUUGUGACUGGCGCGACCGGCCUCCUGGGACGCCAGGUCGCUAGAGCUUUCGACCGCAAAAGCUGGAAUGUCAAGGGCACGGGAUACUCUCGCGCAGACAACGUGUCGGUGUUCAAGGUCGAUCUGGGAAGCCCUGCCGGAGUUGAGAAGUUUCUCGAGGAGUCCAAGCCUCGAGUAGUUGUGCACUGUGCGGCUCAGCGAUAUCCUGACAAGGUGGACAGCGACCCCGACGCCGCCAGAGCACUCAAUGUUGCCGCCACCAAGUCACUCGCCAGCCUUUGUGCUGCUCGGGGCAUCUUCCUCAUCUACAUUUCCACCGACUACGUCUUCUCUGGAAAGCCUGGAGAGGCCCCCUACGAGAAUGACGCCCAGACUGGCCCUACGAACUUGUACGGCCAGACCAAGCUGGAUGGAGAGCAUGCUAUGCUAGAGGAGUACAAGCAGGCCGGCCGCGAAGGUCUCGGUGUCGUCCUGCGCGUACCGGUCCUAUACGGUCAGGCAGAAACGCCUGCCGAGAGUGCCACCAACAUCCUCUUGGACACUCUGUGGAAGACGCAGGACGGGCAGUCAAAGGUGAAGAUGGACCACUGGGCCAUCCGAUACCCCACCAACACUGAAGAUGUUGGUCGCGUGUGCCAUGAUAUUGCUAUCAAGUACACGGAGGCCGACGACCGUAGCUCGUUCCCCAAGAUCCUCCAGUUCUCCAGCGAGGACAGAAUGACCAAGUACGAGAUCUGCCAGACGUUUGCCGAGAUCAUGGACUUGUCGAUGGACGGCAUCAUUGCGAACACGGAGGGCAACGACCCCAAUGCUAGUGUGCAGCGUCCGUACGACUGCCACCUUAGCACCAAAGCGCUCAAGGACCUAGGCAUCGACGUAUCGACAAGCGACUUUAUUGGAUGGAACCUGCGGGAGCACAAGAGCGUGCUGGACUUUGGCCGAGACUGGAGGGACUGGGACGUGGACAUUUUUCAGGAUGACGACACUGUGUCGAGUGCCACGACGGAAACGGGCACCGCGACAAGCAUUGGCAUUUGUAUCGGGAUCGCCGUCGAUGAUGAGCAGCAGACGACAGAACAGCAGCAACUGGCGACGGCAGCGGCACGAACACCAGCGAGGAAUACGCCGCAGCAGCAGCAGCGCGGCCAGACGACGCCCUCUUCCGCGGCAAGACGGCGGACGGCACCGGCACUCACGCUCCAACCACCGCCGCAGACCCCGCUGCAGUUGUCGCGCCCACAGUCGCAUUGGCAGUGGCCCGAUGUUGGUGUUGGUGUUGGUUUUGGUGCAUUUGAAGACGACGACGACGACGACGGGGCAUCCCCCUCCUUUCUCGGACGCGGCACCGCCAGCUGCUACUAUGCUUCGAGGUCUAACCUGAACGAUUACCACCCGUAUUCUUCUAGCACGGAAGCAGCAGAAGCAAGCGUCACAGCGCCGCCGUGUCCCGAGUCUCCUGUGCGGUUCAGCUACCCCAACAGACGGCGGCCAAAAACAGCCCCCAAUGCGGCCGAGAGCCCCUUGCAGGGGGCGGCACCGUCACCCCUUCUCCAAGCACUCGCUCUCGGCCAGGUACCUGGUGCUGCUUUGCCUUUAGGAGAAGGACCAUCGCCUGCAGGAUCAGCAGCAGCAGCACCACCACCAACUGCACCACCGCCGAAUGUACCACCGCCUCCUCCUCCGAAUUUCCUGCCGCCUCCUCUUCCGUUAACCGCAAGGGCAGCACGCGACUCUCUGCCGCCUCCUUUACCCCAGCUGAGGCCUCGCUCACACAACCCGAUCCUCGUUUCCAACUCCUCGUCAUGCGCCGACCUCAAGCUCUCUGCACGAGCUGACCACGCCCGCUCCCAAAUCAUCACCAAACUCAACCUCCACCCCGUACCCAGCAGAGAACAGCUCAGAGACGCAGAGUGGGAGAAGCACCGCCAGCAGCAACAGCAGCUCCAACAGCAGAUUGAACAGGAGGAGGAAAACGAUCGCCGGCGCAAGGACCAGGAACAGGAGGAGGCCACCCGCUGGGCCGAAGAAGUCGCCCGUCUCGAAGCAGAGACUGAUCGCAUCUUGGCAGAACAGAAGAGGAAGGAUCUCGCAAGACUUCAGGCUCAAUUAGCCGCUGUUCCCGACCCCCCGCCCCGACGAUCCCCCAUCGUCAACAAGUUCGCCUUCUUUCUUAGAAAAAGUCGCAAGUCCGACUCUGCUACGCUCACAAAGUCCCCUCCCACAUACUUUCAGCCACUUUCGCUCGAUUGCCGGCCAGUCAGCGUCAUGGAUCCCACACGCUUCAUUCAGGCCGGUGGAGGCGGCAUCGUCCCCCAGACCGAUGCCCCCAUCACAGCCAGCAAUGCCGGCGAACGUCGAGUGACAAUUCGAUGCAUGCAGUCGUCCAUCAGCCUGCCCGUCACCCCCGAGACGACUCCCAUGGAAAUCUUAUAUUCGGCCGCCAACCUCAUGACCCAGAACAUCAACCCGCAAACCAGCAUUGUCAUGGAGUGCUACUUCGCUUUUGGCCUGGAGCGUCGGCUUAGGCGAUAUGAGAGGGUGAGAGAUGUCUUGAACUCAUGGGACCGUGACAGCCAGCAUUGCCUUCUCAUCAUCCCUGGAGACUCUGUCGACAAGAACCCCGAUCUAAACGUCGAGGUCGUGCCCCGCACUAUCGACCCCCCGGCCGGUCUGAUCAACUUUUUGAUGUACCACUCUUCGCGACCCGGGAAAUGGAAUAAACGGUACAUCACUCUCAAAGAGGAUGGGCAGGUGUUUUCCGCCAAGAAGAAGGACGCCAAGGUCUCGGACAAGGAUUCGCUUUCACUGUGUCAUCUUUCGGAUUUUGACCUCUACUCAGUCACAGAGAAGGACAUGUUGAAGCAAAUCAGAGCACCCAAGAAGAACACAUUUGCCGUCAAGAGUCAGCAAAAGUCCAGCGUUUUCCAAAACACCGAAAACUUUAUCCACUUCUUCUCGACCGAUGACGCUAGACUCGCUGAGGACUUUAAGAGAGUCCUGCACUCAUGGCGCAGUUGGUAUCUGGUCAACAAGAAGGUUGAUUUGAGCAAGCCAAAGAAGACAUCGCGCAGCCCGAACGAGAAGCCCUCGAGUGGUCUCGCCAGAAGCGGGACCCUGCACCGACUCAAAGUAUCGGUAGACGAGACUCCAUACACGAUUGGAACAUUCUCUCCGCUCCUGGAUAUGGAAAAGCUCGAAAAGUCCAUUGACGAUAUUGGCAGGGAGCCUGAGAAGCACUCGAUGCAGCCGGCAGAGCAGCUCUCUGUUCCGAAGCAGCAAAAGGUCGUCUCUCGUUCAAGGACCACGCCCAACCUUGCUUCUCCGAUGCCGAAGAAGCAUAUCGAUCCAUUUGCCAGGGACCAGGAAUUCAGGAACAGUGGCUUGCUGGGGCGCGCGUAUGAAGGACGAAAGCAGCAGGCUGAGAAGAACGCGGCAGCUGCAGCUCACGAAGAUCUCUCGCCCGACAGCCCUUUUACUGGAGGGCUGCUCACCAACUACCCAGAGCCUGAGAUGCAGACGUCCGGGCAGCUGAGCGGGAUGCCCGCGAGAAGAGGUACGGUGCGCACAUCCCGGUCGGCCGUGGAACCCAUGGCCCAACCCCGAAGCCGGUCCCGCCCUCCCGUCGCUCGUCCAACUACGUCAGCACGCCCGACAACAUCGGACGGACCGUCCCAGAGGAAGCCAGGGAUGCCUCAGCCUCUGGUCGACCUAACACCCAAGGUCCCAGACUUGCCUGCCGCUUGGCGUGAGGGUCACGGCCGUGGAAUUAAGGCGCCAACAGGCACGCCUUUGAUUCAGAUGGCUACGGGCUGGGAAAACUCGCCGGAUACCACAAUGGCACCGCAACUGCCAACCGUAACUCGCAUGGGUACGACCAAGGCGUACCCGCCUCAGCGCAUGGCUUCGCAGUCGGCGGCCUCAAGACCAAGGAGUCGCUCGACGGCUGGUGGCGCACCCGUCCGCCGAGUCGUGUCCAACGAGCAACCACCCAUACCGUCGAUGCCGAGACGGACUUCGCGACAAAAUGACGAGGACGUGCCGCUGAUCAAUUUCGUCGAGCGCGAGCGAGGUCGCGACGCGAGACCCCGCGCCUCGCAGGGCCUUGGUCGGAGUGGCACUGUCAGACAUUGA
Molecule: messenger RNA, 4149 nt
Organism: Colletotrichum aenigma
Lineage: Eukaryota; Fungi; Ascomycota; Sordariomycetes; Glomerellales; Glomerellaceae
Gene: mat2b
Product: Methionine adenosyltransferase 2 subunit beta
Exons: 7
Coding region: 1-4149 (1382 amino acids)
Source: RefSeq, a predicted model, not a curated record